GAGAUAAAACGACAGCGUCACACUUUUGGUACCUGGCGUCACUGCCUCACCGCCUAACCCCCUCGCCCCUCUCUCCCUUUCUCUCUCUAGAUCGGACACUCCAAAAGAUUCCAAGUCUAGAUCUAUCUAUCUGAUUAUCACUGUUAAACCUCUUCUUCGCUUUGAUUCCGUCACCGGAAAACUGCUGUUCUCUGCCUGAAACUGCCCUGAACAGAAUCUCCGGCGAAUUUUUACACCGCACAUAGGUAAGCGAUCGCGACGAAAUGAGUAACGGAGAGCUGCUGCUCAUCGAACCAACUGACCUUGAGUUUUCAUUCGAAUUGAAGAAGCAGAUCUCAUGUUCUAUGCAUUUGACAAACAAAUCUGAUAACUAUGUCGCCUUCAAGGUGAAAACAACAAAUCCGAAGAAAUACUGUGUAAGGCCUAACACUGGAGUUGUGACCCCGCACACUACUUGUGAUGUUAUAGUUACAAUGCAAGCACAAAAGGAGGCUCCAACAGACAUGCAGUGUAAGGACAAGUUCUUGCUUCAAAGUGUGGUUGUGAGCCCUGGAACCGCAGCAAAGGAUAUAACUCCAGAAAUGUUCAACAAGGAGUCAGGGAACCAGGUUGAUGAAUGCAAGUUGAAGGUGGUUUAUGUCCAACCACCUCAACCUCCAUCACCAGUGCGAGAGGGUUCGGAGGAAGGUUCCUCACCAAGGGCUUCACUGUCAGAAAAUGGAGCAAUGAAUUCAUCGGAGCACAGCAAUGUUUCAAGAACACAAAUUGAGUCACAAGACAAGUCAUUGGAGGCAAAAGCGUUAAUUUCUAAGCUCACAGAGGAGAAGAAUUCUGCCAUACAAAUAAAUAAAAAGCUUCAGCAAGAAUUGGAGCUCUUGAGACGUGAAUCAAACAGAAAUCGAGGUGGCAUCCCAUUUAUGUAUGUAGUUAUUAUUGGGUUGGUGAGCAUUGUUGUGGGCUAUCUUUUCAAGAGGACAUGAUGAAGGGUCAAUCCUCCUCCAGCAGCUCUUUCGAAAAUUUUACAGAGUGUGACUAAUUCAGGAAAAGCUUUGUAUUGAUUAUUAGUUGUGUUGUUGACUUUGAAGGGCAAGCUUUGUCUUUAAAGUAACGUAACGUGGUUGUUUUGGAUGGUUAGGUUUAAUUUGUUACAACUUUACAUUCGGCUUUUGUAUUUUAGGUACACUAAUUUGAAUCUAAACCACCAUCCAACUUCUCGUA
Molecule: messenger RNA, 1218 nt
Organism: Ipomoea triloba (trilobed morning glory)
Lineage: Eukaryota; Viridiplantae; Streptophyta; Magnoliopsida; Solanales; Convolvulaceae
Product: vesicle-associated protein 1-2-like
Exons: 8
Coding region: 264-980 (238 amino acids)
Biological process (GO): endoplasmic reticulum membrane organization
Cellular component (GO): endoplasmic reticulum membrane; plasma membrane
Source: RefSeq, a predicted model, not a curated record